This is a messenger RNA of Aspergillus terreus NIH2624, 420 nucleotides long. RefSeq names its product 40S ribosomal protein eS17. Gene Ontology annotation, molecular function: structural constituent of ribosome. The record is from RefSeq and is a predicted model, not a curated record. The transcript has 4 exons. The coding region runs from base 1 to 420 and encodes 139 amino acids. Gene Ontology annotation, cellular component: ribosome. Lineage: Eukaryota; Fungi; Ascomycota; Eurotiomycetes; Eurotiales; Aspergillaceae. Gene Ontology annotation, biological process: translation.
AUGGGUCGCGUCCGUACUAAGACCGUCAAGCGCUCCGCCAAGGUCAUCAUCGAGCGUUACUACCCCAAGCUUACGCUCGACUUCGAGACCAACAAGCGUCUGUGCGAUGAGGUCGCUAUCAUUGCCUCCAAGCGCCUGCGCAACAAGAUUGCUGGCUAUGCCACCCACCUUAUGAAGCGUAUCCAGCGUGGCCCUGUCCGCGGUAUCUCCUUCAAGCUUCAGGAGGAGGAGCGUGAGCGUAAGGAUCAGUACGUUCCUGAGAUCUCCGCUCUGGAUGUUUCCCAGACCGAGUCUGGUCAGCUUGAUGUCGAUGCCGACACCAAGGACCUGCUCAAGAGCAUGGGCUUCGACAACCUCAAGGUCAACGUUGUCCCUGUCUCCCAGCAGCAGCACCAGGACCGCCCCCGCCGCUUCCGGUAA